CGUCCAGUUGAUCCAAAAAAACAGACAGUGAAAUUCAAACUAUAAAUAUAAAAACAAAAAUAGCCACUCUGGCGGUAAUUCUCUCUCCCCUUUCUUCUGCCAAUUAUAACUUUCUUGAAACCAAAAAACAAACAAACAUGACCCAUGAUAAUCAUGGUCAACGCUCAAGAAGUCGUUCUCCUGAGAGAAACUGGGUUGAAAAAUGUUUAGGGUGCAACUGUGUAGAAUUGUUAUGGCCAAGAUUGGUUAUACAAAAAUGGCUGAAUAUAUCUACAGAUAGUUCUGAUUAUAGUGCUGAUUCUGAUGAUAAUAGUCUCCAUGAUCCUAUUAUUCGUGCAGAAUCUUUGUGUUAUCGGCCAAAAGGUUCCGGCUUUAAUGAUAAUAAAGGAGAUGAAUUUAAGGGUCAUCAUCAUAAAGGAGAUUUUCCUAGGUUAAGAAGACGAAAAUCAGAGACAUUCAGAGAUCAAUUUAUCGAUGCAAAGGAACUCAGGGUAUCUGUUAAUACAUGGAAUCUUGGAGGGGAAUUCCCACCAGAAGACUUGGAUAUCUCAGAGUGGCUCGAUACUGAGUACCCUGCAGACAUAUAUGUGAUUGGUUUUCAGGAGAUUAUACCCUUAAAUGCUGGAAAUAUUUUUGGUUCUGAAGAUACCCGUCCAAUUCCAAUAUGGGAAAAUAUCAUUCGUGAAAACCUUAAUAAACUGAACCUCGUGAACACUGAAUAUAAAUGCUAUAGUGACCCUCCUUCUCCUUUAAGAUUUAAACUAUCUGAAGAUGCUCCAAAUAUGCACAGUGAACUACCGGUAGAAAGCGAUACUGAGAGUGAGGAUGAAAUGUGCACGUUUAGUGAUUCUGUAACAAAAUAUCCUGUAGAAAAAAUAGAAGAGUUUGUUGAUUCAUUUAAAGAUUCUAAGUCCUUUGUAAAUUAUCGUCCUUUAGAGUCAUAUUUGAGUGGUGGAAGAAGAGUCAGACCAGUGGUCAAUGGGCUUGCAAAACUAGAUCUUGACUCUAUUAUGUACAGGAAAAGAAAAUCACAGUAUGUUAGAAUAGUAAGCAAACAGAUGGUUGGAGUUUUUCUGACCAUAUGGGUUCGUAGAAGCUUGAGGAAGCAUAUCCAGAAUGUUCAUGUGUCGACCGUUGGUGUAGGAGUAAUGGGCUACAUUGGUAACAAGGGGUCCAUAUCAGUGAGCAUGUCCGUAUACCAGACAAACUUCUGUUUCAUAUGUGCGCAUUUAACAUCUGGUGAGAGGGAAAUUGAUAUCAUCAAGAGGAAUAUUGAUGUAAAUGAGAUAUAUAAGAGGACACGUUUUAAUUCAAUGUCAAAAGUUGCACUUCCAAGGAGCAUUAAAGACCACGAGCGAAUAAUAUGGUUUGGUGAUCUUAAUUAUCGUUUCAAUUUAUCAUACGAAGAAGCAUGUGAUUUGAUAUCUAAAAAGGCCUGGUCCGAGCUGUUAGAGAGGGAUCAGCUAAGAGAUGGCGGCGCAUUCGAUGGAUGGGAAGAAGGUACUUUGAAUUUUCCACCAACUUAUAAAUAUGAGCCAAAUUCAGAUAAAUACUGUGGCGAGGAUCCUAAAGCCGGGAGGCGUACUCCAGCAUGGUGUGACCGUAUACUUUCAUUUGGGAAAGGGAUGAGGCAACUGAGCUACAAAAGGAUUGAGAAUAGACUCUCGGAUCAUAGGCCUGUGUCUGCAUCAUAUAUGAUAGAUGUUGAAGUGUUCUCUCUAAGAAAGUUGCAGCGGGCCCUGACGUUUACUGACACGGAGAUUCAAAACUAUGGGAUCUCUCACUUAAGAAAUGCAAAGGAUACAUUGGAUGGUAAUGACCAAGAUUCUACCAAUUGAUAUGACCAUGUCUUGUGCACUGUUUUUCUUUCUCUCACUCAAACCAUAUGUUAUUUUUUGGCUUAUAUAUAUUGUCCGUGUAUGAUGCACCAUUUGGUGCAAUCUGUGUCCAAUUUUUUGGUGUCUCAUAGUCUUGCCCAAAUUUAAGGUUAUCAAAACAUCCCAUUGUAUAUUUGUAUUUUCAAUUGUGAUUGUAUUGUUUUGUGCAGUAAUAAGUUAUUGCAGUUGGAGAAUUCGAUUCAA
Erigeron canadensis is the source of this 2081-nucleotide messenger RNA. Its product is annotated as type I inositol polyphosphate 5-phosphatase 1-like. The record is from RefSeq and is a predicted model, not a curated record. Gene Ontology annotation, molecular function: inositol-polyphosphate 5-phosphatase activity; phosphatidylinositol-3,4,5-trisphosphate 5-phosphatase activity; phosphatidylinositol-4,5-bisphosphate 5-phosphatase activity. Lineage: Eukaryota; Viridiplantae; Streptophyta; Magnoliopsida; Asterales; Asteraceae. Gene Ontology annotation, biological process: phosphatidylinositol dephosphorylation.